This is a messenger RNA of Cryptococcus amylolentus CBS 6039, 744 nucleotides long. RefSeq lists its product as hypothetical. Lineage: Eukaryota; Fungi; Basidiomycota; Tremellomycetes; Tremellales; Cryptococcaceae. The transcript has 7 exons. The coding region runs from base 1 to 744 and encodes 247 amino acids. The record is from RefSeq and is a predicted model, not a curated record.
AUGUCGCUUCGCUCAUGGGACGAUAUCACCUAUGACCAGCUUGCAAAUAUGUCUGACGUUGAGUUUACCAGGACGUUGCAGGAAUGGAAAAGAUACGCUAUCCAUGGCGAGUCAAACGACAGUCUUUAUGACUUCAUUGAGCGCGUGCGUCAGAAAAUCACGAUGAUUGAUGCCGCCAACAAUGAGCCAGAGAGGCUUCAGGGGCCCUCGCCGGUGGAGAGUUCAUCAUCUACUAGUAGUAUUCAAGAAGAACAGCCAGAGACCAUUGGCAGUACGAUAUACGACCAGACUACAGAUUUCAACAGUUUUCUUAGUGCUGCUGCCGAGCCGGAUGAUGCUGGGGAAAGUCAAGAAGCAACUCGUACUCGCUCAGAAAUCAUUGGAAGUACAGUAUUUGACCAGACUACAAAUUUCAACAGUCUUCUCAGUGGUGACUCUGAAGAUCCGGAAUUUCUAUCUAGACGUCGUCAGGAGCUCGAGACUCUGACAGAAAACUUUAGUGCUGGGGGGCCCAGAGAGAAGAGACCUCCAAAGAACAACGCUGAAAGGUCUGCUGCCUAUAAGGAAAGGCAGAAGCAGAAAGAUCCUGGAUGGGCUGCUAGAACAAGGGAGCGUAAUCGCGACAGCCAACGUGCUUUGCGAGCCAAGCGGGCAGAAGCUCGCCGUCUGGCAGAAACUCGUCUCCACGAGAUUCAAGAUAGCAUCCCUGCUGAACGUAGGUCGAGCGGAGCGGAAGGCGAAUGA